AUGGCCACCGUCAUCGUCUUCGGUCCAACAGGAAACAUUGGCUCCGUCGCCGCCCGUACAGCUGAGAAGCAUGGCGCGAAAGUGUUCCUCGCAAUGCGUGACACGCAAAAGGCCAUAGCAGGCUUGAGCUCCGAGCACGAGAAGUCGGGCAAGUUCGAAAGGAUCCAGGCCGAUAUGUCCAAGCCAGAAACCGUAGCGGAAGCAGUGAAGAAGUCGGGAGCCAGACGGGCCUUCAUGUACCUUACCCACGGCUCCAGCGAUCACCAGAAGUCAUCUCUCGAGGCUCUAAAGUCCGCAGGCAUCGACUUCGUGGUCUUCCUCAGCAGUUCCACCAUCUUCACGGAGCCGCGGGAGGUUCCCCAGAAGGACAUGAUCCCUUAUAUGCACGCUCAGGUUGAGAUCAAUCUAGAUGAAGUCUUUGGUGCCUCGAACUGGGCUGCUGUGCGGCCCGGUGGAUUCGCCACCAACAUCCUGCGUUACAAAGCCGACAUCGCCAAGGGGGAGAGCAGACAAUUUGGGCAAAGCUUCAAAAUCGACCUGGUCACUCCCAUUGACAUGGGAGAAGUCGCCGGCACAAUCCUUGCCAACGGCCCGGAGAACGGACAGCAUCUGGUCUACGUGUACGGUCCGCAGGUCUCGUCUCAAGGCGAAGCUACGAAGACAGCAGGCCGCGUUUUGGGCAAGGAUGUCAAGCUCACGGACAUGGAUGCGAGUGAGGCGGUGGAGACGAUGGCAGCGAUGUUUCACUCACGUCCACUGGCUGAGUACAUGGUCAAUGCGUAUAGUGAGGAUCCAGAUGCGAGCUUCAAGCGAAGGUGUCAGCACUAUGAUGAGGGCGUGAAGAAUGUGGAAUUGUACACUGGUAGGCCAGCGACGAAAUUCGAGGACUGGGUGGAGGCGAACAAGGAGCUCUUUGCUGUCUAG
Messenger RNA from Recurvomyces mirabilis, 924 nucleotides. RefSeq lists its product as uncharacterized. The record is from RefSeq and is a predicted model, not a curated record. NCBI's taxonomy places the organism in Eukaryota, Fungi, Ascomycota, Dothideomycetes, Mycosphaerellales, Teratosphaeriaceae. Bases 1 to 924 code for a protein of 307 amino acids. The transcript has a single exon.